Molecule: messenger RNA, 2363 nt
Organism: Bicyclus anynana (squinting bush brown)
Lineage: Eukaryota; Metazoa; Arthropoda; Insecta; Lepidoptera; Nymphalidae
Product: forkhead box protein F1-like
Exons: 3
Coding region: 14-949 (311 amino acids)
Biological process (GO): animal organ morphogenesis; regulation of transcription by RNA polymerase II
Cellular component (GO): nucleus
Molecular function (GO): RNA polymerase II cis-regulatory region sequence-specific DNA binding; DNA-binding transcription factor activity, RNA polymerase II-specific
Source: RefSeq, a predicted model, not a curated record
CCGACGCGCACGCAUGAAGACCAAGGGCCAAGCCACGGAGGAGGCGGCGCGCCGCGCGCCGGCCACGCGGCGCCAAGAGAAGCCCCCGUUUUCCUACAUAGCCCUCAUCGUCAUGGCGAUCCGACACUCGCCCAACAAGCGUCUGACCCUCAGCGAAAUAUACGCGUUCCUGCAACAGCAAUUCGCCUUCUUCCGGAGUCCGUACCAGGGGUGGAAGAACUCGGUGAGGCACAACCUGAGUCUGAACGAGUGCUUCGUCAAACUGCCGAAGGGGCUUGGCAGGCCCGGGAAGGGACACUACUGGACGAUUCAUCCGUCGUCGGAGUUCAUGUUCGAAGAGGGUUCGUUUCGGCGGAGACCGCGGGGUUUCCGGCGCAAGUGUCAGCCUCUGAAGCCGCAGUUCGAGAGUGGGGGCUACCUGUGCGGCGGCGGGGUGGGCGCGCUGCCUGCGCCGCAGCCGGCGAGCUACGAGCUGGCGAGCGGCAGCGGCGUGGUGGGCAGCGCGCCGGCCAUCGAGUACGGCACCUGCGCCUACACGUCCAGCCAGCAGCUGAGCUACAGCGGCGAGUACUGCGCGUACGGCGGCAUGGAGCGCGAGUGGCCGCUGGCGUACGGGCCCGUGGAGACGGCCUACCGCCCGCCGCCAGCCGCCUCGCCGCCGCGCCAGAUACAAGACAUCAUUCCUUCCUACCAAUACGCUGUCACCAACGACCACGGUGCAGCGCCAAUGUUUCCCGGAAUGCGCGGUGUCCACGGACAGAUGCUGUCAGGCGGUUCGUUGGUGGGCGGUUCUAUCGGCGGGCUGGGUGGCUUCGGCCACCACAUGUCGUCGCCGCUGCCCGCACCGACCCCCGACCGCAAGCCCCCCACCCCGCUGUCCUCGCUGCAACCCUCUGCAGCCAUCGCGCCAACGUCGGUACCAUCGACGACAUCAACACCUUGGAUUUGAAAACUUAUUCAAUUCAAACUUCUUAUUGAAAUAUUAAGAAGAAUUCCAUUACGUCACGUCUAUAACAAUCAAGGUCUUGUAAAAAUUAGAGGUUCUAAAUCACAAAAAUGAAUUUUGAACUUCUACAUGAAAUUAUCACAAUUAGUUUUAAUUAAUUAAUUAGUUAUUAAAAAAAUAUUUUAUCGUAUUAUAAAAAAUCUAGGUGACGAUAAACGUUCGUUUAAAAAUGAAACAUAAAUGUUUAGUGUAACUAUUUUUGCCAUUAUGGAUUAUAUAAGUAUAAUAACCAUUAGAAUACAUGUAGUGUAUUAAAUUGUUAAACUAACACAUUGUGCUUGUCUAUGAAUAGACACAAGACGUAAUUUUUAGUCACUUUCCAGAGCUACGUACAAUUUUUUUGCUUCAAACACUGCAAAAGCAUGAUGUGUUAGGUGUUCAAAAGUAAUUGAUGAGUUGAGAAAAUUAAAUAAAUCUAUUGGUAUAUCAGCAUCUUAUUUUAUGUUUUUAUUCAAUUUACUCAUAAAAAAACUAUUUUUUAUCAAAAUCUUAAUACGUUCAACAUCUACAAGGACCUCCGCGGCUUCGGCAAGAUUAUCUCUAUAAGUUCUGGACGGAUUUUUAUGCAGUUUCCAGCAUUAGAUAGAAUUUUUGAUGAGAAAGGUUUAGAUAUAUAAUUUGUCAAGAAUUUGUAAAUAUGUUGAGAUAAAUUACGACGAAGAUUGUUUGAUGUUUUGGAAUAGUGAAGAACUUGGAGAUUUCAAUAAAAACGCUCCCUAAUACCUUCGAGAUAUAACAAAACACUGCACGAUGGGAUCGUGUUAGACUGAAGGCACAGGAUGCGUUGCGGCGCCGCAUCGGAUAGAUUUCACCGUAUCAUAGGGCACACGAGCGGUGCGGCGCCGUAGCAGGGUUGGACAGUCUGUAAAUCCUUGUGACACACAACUGAGCGGUGCCGCUCCGACGUCGUAACGCAUUCACCCCUCACCGUCUCAUCUCGGUGGUUGCAAGUCCGGUGCACCGCAACGCAUCGUGUGACAUGCCACAGAUAUUUCUGUGUAAGACGAGGCAGCGACACCGCUACACAUCGCAUAUCAAAAGUUCGCGAUAAAUACAUGACACUCGCUGUCAUUUACCUUAAAUCUGGUGAUAGCCAGACCUUUGUUUUUUAUUAGAAAAUAAAAGAUUGUCAAGUAUGAAGUUCCUAAAGCCACUACAUGGCCACCAAAGAAUAGCAAACCAAAUCUAUAGUUUCAUAAGUCUAAAAUUUGGCUGUGGCUGCACUUGCAUUACAGAUUUUUCUAAAACUAUGAGUCCUUGCACAUUUUCAUUUCUCUUGCAUAGGGAAACAACAAAUAUGUGCGAUCAAAAACGUAGCAAACAGCAAAAUUAAGUGCGCAUAUAGCAAUGUCGUCAA